GUUUUGAAAGUCUCACAAACUUUUCCCCUCCCAACUCCAAAGCCCUACACUAUCUUCAGUUCUUCACCGGACCCCUUAAACCCCUUCAGCCUUCUACCGAAAACCAUUUUGCUCUACCAGAAGAGGACAACAGUUUGAAAGCGAAAACCAAAGCCAGAAAAAGAAAAAGAAAGUGAAAGAUAUAUAUAAAUGGCGGCCCCUCUUCUCAGAGCAAAUAGCUCUCUCAAGCGCAUGGCCUCUCGUUUCUUGGCUUCCGUUCACUCAUUUCAUUCCCAUGGCCACUGUCAUCUCACGCCCUCCUCUCCUUUUGCCGUCGCUCGACCCUCCUCCUCUCUUAUUAACAGCAGAGCGACUGAUGGGUGGAGCUUGAAGAAGGUUUCAAGCAAGCAUUUACGAUGGAAUGCUGUGACUCCCAGAGCAUUUAUGUCUUCAACCGUCAGCACUGAGGCUGUUCAUGAGAGUAAAGUCUCGAAAGAAUAUGGGUCGGAGCAGAUUCAGGUAUUGGAAGGAUUAGACCCUGUAAGAAAACGACCUGGCAUGUACAUCGGAAGCACUGGGUCCCGUGGCCUUCAUCAUUUGGUUUAUGAAAUAUUGGAUAAUGCCAUUGAUGAAGCUCAAGCAGGAUUUGCUUCGAAGAUUGAUGUUAUUCUACUGGCGGAUAAUUCAGUGAGCAUCACAGACAAUGGGCGUGGGAUCCCAACUGAUUUACAUCCAACCACAAAAAAGUCUGCUUUGGAGACUGUCUUAACAGUUUUGCAUGCAGGUGGGAAGUUUGGUGGUUCGAGUAGUGGUUACAGUGUGUCAGGUGGUUUACAUGGUGUCGGUUUAUCAGUUGUUAAUGCACUGUCUGAGGCCCUUGAAGUUACUGUGUGGCGCAAUGGUAAGGAGUACAAGCAGAAGUAUUCUCGUGGAAAGCCCGUGACAGAGUUAGUUUCUAAUGAGCUUCCGGCUGAAACGAGAGACCGUCAAGGGACUCGCAUACAUUUUUGGCCGGACAAAAAAGUAUUUGAAACUGCUAUUGAAUAUGACUACAACACAAUUUCUGGAAGAAUCAGGGAGCUUGCUUUCCUUAAUCCUGAGGUCACAAUUGGAAUUGAAAAGGAGAACAUAGACCCAGAGAAGAAGCUGUAUAAUGAGUACAGCUAUGCUGGAGGAUUAGUGGAAUAUGUGAAGUGGCUUAAUGAAGAUAAGAAACCUCUUCAUGAUGUCGUGGGUUUUAGAAAAGAAGCCGAUGGAAUCUCAAUUGAUGUAGCACUUCAAUGGUGUGAAGAUGCAUAUUCAGAUACAUUAUUAGGAUAUGCCAACAGCAUUAGAACUGUAGAUGGUGGCACUCACAUUGACGGGGUGAAAGCAUCGUUAACUAGAACGCUCAACAACCUAGGAAAAAAGUCCAAAUUCAUGAAGGAGAAGGAUAUUAGUUUAAGUGGCGAGCACGUGAGAGAGGGGUUGACUUGUGUCAUCUCUGUUAAAGUUCCGAACCCAGAGUUUGAAGGACAGACAAAGGCAGCACUAGCGGCAAAGAGGGCGAGAGAAUUAGUGAGACAAAAGAGUGUUUUGAAAUCAUCUUCCCUUCCUGGAAAGCUUGCUGAUUGCUCGUCUACGAAUCCUGAAGAAUCUGAGAUAUUCAUAGUUGAGGGAGAUUCGGCCGGUGGGAGUGCCAAACAAGGCCGUGAUCGCCGGUUUCAGGCUGUGCUUCCUUUAAGGGGUAAAAUUCUGAACAUCGAGAGAAAAGAUGAAGCUGCUAUGUACAAAAACCAAGAAAUUCAAAAUCUUAUUCUUGGUCUAGGACUUGGAGUGAAGGGUGAAGAUUUUAAAAAGGAUUCCCUUCGUUACCACAAAAUCAUAAUAUUAACCGAUGCAGAUGUUGAUGGUGCUCACAUACGAACAUUGUUGUUGACAUUUUUCUUUCGCUAUCAGAGAGCUUUGUUCGAUGAAAGCUGUAUCUAUGUUGGGGUCCCACCUCUAUAUAAGGUUGAGUCGCACAAGAAAGCAUAUUACUGCUAUGACGAAAAAGACCUUAAUGACCUUAUACGUAAAAAUUCUCCGAGUUCAUAUACCAUUCAGAGGUUUAAAGGCUUGGGGGAAAUGAUGCCUGCACAGCUUUGGGAAACGACCUUAAAUCCAGAAACGAGAUUGCUGAAGCAAUUAAGGGUUGAUGAUGUGGCGGAGGCUAAUAUUGUCUUUUCUUCUCUCAUGGGAUCCCGAGUUGAUACCAGAAAGGAACUCAUUCAGAACUCUGGAAGUCUCGUCAAGUUCGAUCAGCUCGAUAUUUGAAAUCCUUUACUCGAUGAAGGGUUAUAAAAGCUCGGUGGAUUUUGUAGUGACUGAGCACACAAUGUAUCAGAAAAAAAAUUUGUCACGNGCUUGUGGCAGUUAAAACAGAACCAAAGCACAGAUAUGGAUGUUAUCCUCUCAUCGUUCAGAUCAUGCAGCCACAAAAAGGUUUUAAAAACAGAUCUUUUGCUAUAAAUUGUUACACAAAUUUCAUUUCAACCUCGGCCAACGAAUCAUUUACGGCCAUUCUAAACUGUUAUAAGAAAUAUUGCAAGUCUAUGUGUCUAGUCUUAUCCAAGCCAUUUUUAAUGCUGUGGCUGGUAAAAAUCAUUCUAAAUUU
Messenger RNA from Striga asiatica, 2614 nucleotides. The record is from the annotation of a GenBank genome assembly. NCBI's taxonomy places the organism in Eukaryota, Viridiplantae, Streptophyta, Magnoliopsida, Lamiales, Orobanchaceae.